Messenger RNA from Lingula anatina, 3181 nucleotides. RefSeq lists its product as uncharacterized. The record is from RefSeq and is a predicted model, not a curated record. Lineage: Eukaryota; Metazoa; Brachiopoda; Lingulata; Lingulida; Lingulidae. Gene Ontology annotation, biological process: signal transduction.
CGCGCAGAAUGUAGAGGAGAAGACAUUGUCAUUGACGAAAAGUCUACAAAUGUGAUGUGUCGAAAAACGUCAAACGUGUGAUCUCACGUAGCAGGCUUUCAAGUCUAUGAACCGACCAGUAUUGGCUUUAAAUCAAAGUCAUUAGUAUCAGAAAAAGUCGGUUUGUUGCCGCUGAAUAUUUCAGUUAUUUGCCAAGAUGGCGGACGACCCAGACACUGAAAGCAGUUUGAGGCAUGCCAGCUCUAUUAUUGUGAAAACUGCAGAUGGAGAUCGCGAGAUACAGCUGCUGUUUGGAGAUAUUACCAAACUUUCGGUACAAGAGAAAGUAGACGUUAUAAUGGUGUCAGCGUUUCCAGGUGAUUAUAUCCCAUGCCAAAGAUCACUGAUAGGAGCUCUCAAACGCAACCUGGAUAUCAGCGUCAAACACCUGGCCAGAGAUAAAGAGGAAGAUCUGCGAGCUAAUUUCCACUGUUGGUGGUCAAAGUUGCUUCCAUCACACCUGCCAUACAGGAGGUUACUGUGUUUUGAGCGUACCAUGAAAAGUACAGGUCACCCGGCGGCGUUGGUGGGGGACGUCUUUAGAUGUCUGGUGGCUGUGUUUAACAACAAGGAAAGCACUGUGAUAGCUCCACUACUAGCAUCUGGAGUCCAGAGCUUUGAUCCCAAAAUGAUGUUGAAAGCCAUGCUAGAUGCGGCUGUCAACUGGAUAAAGGCGGGACUACCCAUGUCCUGCCUGAAGUUGGUGGUAUUUGCCCAUCGUCCUGACGAGAUCAACCUAGAGAAACAUGAACUGUGGAACGUAUUUGAGAGCUUGAAGAAGAAGUAUGAAACGGUUACGAUGAUGCCAGAGGAGCCCCAGAUCAGGUAUGACAUCUACCUGUCCUAUUCCAUAGAAGACGAAGACAAAGUCAAGCAGAUAGAGGGAGUGCUGAAGGAGGAAAAGAAAGAUAUCCGUAUAUUUUCUCAGGUGCAGGCGCUCCGUGAGGACCAGGUUUGGCAGCAGGAGAUCUACGAGGUCAUGAUAACAUGCGUAAGAGUGGUGACAUUCUUGAGCCCAGCAUUCCUGGCGUCUCCGGAAUGUUUGGAGAAGUACAACCUGGCUGUCUGCUGCAACAGGAAGACAGCACGCCACCUGUUGGCUCCUUUCUACAUCGAGUCCAUACCAACCUUCCCCACGUACAUGUGCCUGGUGCAGUACAUGGACUUCAGGACCAUUGACACCAAGCCUCAGAGUGUGGUCCAAGGCUGUAAGACAUUUGUCAGUCUCCUCUCAGCAAAGGAUAUCACAGGGCAGCAAAACCACCAGCAAGCCCAUACUAAUUACGAUUACGAUGUUUUUAUCUCCUAUUCCCACAAGAACACAGACAAAGCCAACUUUUUCUUGAACACCCUCACAAGACUGAAUCCUCAUCUGAGAAUAUUUUAUGACAGGAACGAACUAAAAGCCGGCACAUCAUGGCAGCAGAUGUUGUAUCACUCAGUGGAUGGGUCAAAGUGUGUCAUUGCUCUGUUCUCUCCUACCUACCUCACCUCAGCUGUAUGCACAGAAGAGUACAACCUGGCCUUGUUAAAACAUAUGGGAGAGGCAAUAGAUGCUAUGGGCGACGCCUUCCAAUCUGUUGCCAUAGCAAUAUGCAAAUCAGUUGUGUCAUGGCUGAAGACAGAGGAGAUGAAUGAUCUGGUCUUCAACAAAGUGCCGGUACCACUGAAUGUUUCAAAGAUACUUGAGACGCGCAGACUGCACUACUUCAAGGAAAGACUAGAACUUUAUAACAAUCAAACAAAGGCUAAAUAUAAUGAGAAAAGUGAGCAACCACAGUCAGAUUCCAAAGAAAAUGACCCACCUAAGGCAGAAAAAACAUCGCCUGAGGAAGCAGCAGCUGUGGGGAUAGAUGUGGCGCUCAGUUAUACUGAAUCUGAGGAGCAAUAUGGGCAAGCAUUGAAAAAGAUGCUGCACCUGAAGGCGCCUUGGGUCAAGGUCAGUAAAAAGAGCCAAUCAAAAGCUGAAGGCAGUGCAAGUGCGGAACUGACAGCCAUUGACUCUGCCAAAGUCGUCGUAACCUUUUUAUCACCUUCUUAUCUCGAAUCCAGCAUCCAAGUGGAAGAACUCCAGCUUGCUUUGUUCCGUCAAAGAGCAGCCAAAGAAGCUCAUAUUCUAUAUCCGAUCCAUAUUUUACCAUUACCCAGGAAGCCAUGCUAUCUUCAUGUUGUGCCGUGUGAGCUUGCGCUGUACGAUUUACUUUGGCGAAACCAGCUUGAAAAGAAAAUGAAAAGGAAUGACUAUGGUAUGAUUGAUUGGGAUGCCUCUGUUCCGUACUUUGGCCUUGACCUUCAGACGGUGGAGAGAUACGUGAAAGGCAAGAACCCACUGAAGAGAGUCGCAGACGAAGAAAUGCUGGCUCUUUCCCUGGCCUGUAAUGACAUUGUUGACAUACUGUCACAAAAGAGUACUGGUCAGACACAUCCAGUUAUUGCCAACAUCACUCAGUUAGAUAUGGAAAAUGUGGACACUCUGAAGAAUACAGUGCAUGACAAAAUACCACAGGAAAUGAUAAUGAAGGAGAUCCCAGUAAUGGCCGAACCAGAGAACAACACAGAGAAGAAGGUGCACUUCAAGUCCGCAGCAACAGCAGUAGAAGUGGUCAACACAGCAACCAAAAAAUCAAGAACCUGCUGCGUCUCAUAAUUUGUUAGUCAUAUGGGUGAAAGGUGUGGUUACAUUGGAGAUAGGUAUGUUCUUCUUAGAAAGGCAUAACUUGGACAGCAGCCUCUUAAGUGGAAGGGGAGGGGGGCUGUGGGGAUAAAAGAAAUUCACAGGACUAUUGUGAACCAGCAGAUAAGAGCAGUAAUACAUCCACAGGGAUGUAAAAUUUGUUUUUUGUUUCAAAUUGCUUAUUUUACUAUGGUAAGAACAGAGGAUCUGCAGAGCUGAAGGAGAGGACACAUUUCAAAUGCAGGUGCAGAUCUAGAGAUAUUUCCUGAUAAUCUUCUUAAUUAUCUGUGUUGAUCCGUCCUCCAUUUUUGACCGUCUUCUACUGAUGAAAUUAGAUGCUCAUCAAUGUAAACUUAAAAUUCUGGAAGACCAAGAAGAUGGCCUCCAUCUUCCCCUGAGAUGUGCCCUCUGCUGGAUCUGCAGCUGUCUUAAGCUGUUCUCACCACAGACAUCAGCUGUCAACCUUCU